UAAAACCUAAUAAUUGAUUUUCACAUUAAAACGUUGAAGGGCGCACUGGUGUAUUCUUUCGCAGGCGUCCAAAAUGGCGACGAAUUCUGCAGCUCUGAACGCUGUUGCUUGAUACCGUUUCGUGUUCUGAACACUUUCAUUCAAGCAGCUCUAAGGUUUGAGAUUUCCUCAGUGAAAGGUAUACCCAGGGUAUGACUGGAUGAAUAUGGCAACUGGAGGUAUGCCAUACUCAAAGAAGGACUCGAAACAGCGAAGUAACUGGCAGAGAUCUACCAGCUAUUCAGAUCGAGAUGAUGCCCACAGUCUCAAUAGUGUUCCAAAUGAUGUGCGCAUUAACAACUGGGACUUCUCUGAUUGGCGACCUAAUUCCCAAUCUGUAGAUGUAAAGCGUCGAAAGAAAUCAAAAGGUAAUCCUGAACGAGAACGUGAACAGUCACUUUCACUCGACUCCCCACCUCACAGAGAAGGUGAGAAGAAGCAGAGGACGCCGUCUACUUUCCCACGUACAAAGUUUACGCCAUCCACACCUACACAACAGAGGGUUGCAUUGGAGAAUCUACGUCAACAGCUCACGUUUAGCGAUUUUGAUGAUCAAUGCAGCACUGAUGGUGAACCAAACAAUGAAAGAAUAAUGAACACACGGAAACGACAUGGCUCCAACUACUCCCAUCCAGAGAGUGGAAGUCGUGGAGAUGGCAGUCGUGGUCAAAGUGGGAAGAGCACUGAUGCUGCUGCUGCAGCUGGUGGUCACAGGGAGGUGAGGAGCAACAGAAAUAACAACAGAGAUGAUGCAACUACCAGGGAUAUUGGGCCUGAUAGCAACCAAAUCGUGGGGCGACUAAUGCAGAUUCGAGACUACAUCAAGCAGGCCAACUCAAUGAUGGACAACCUGAAGAAGAGAGGGGACCCUAAAUCUUGUAAGGAAGACUUGGAAAAGUUGAAAACCCUUAUAGACAAUCUGAAAGAGCAGGAACGAGGCUACAUGGGCCUGCUUCAGAGGACUCUGGCAAUGAGAGAUGAGUCUGGGCUGCUGGAGAAUGGAGCUGUAGCCAGAGCAGAGGCUGAUGGAGGCAACAAGCGGGAUUCAGAUGAUACAGCAUCAGUUGAUCUGGAUGUUGACACGGAUGCUUCUGAAACAACUGAGAACACACAGAGUUCCUCAUCACGUCCUCGCAUUGAAGACAAACUUGGAGCAGAUUCUGAGGCAGAGGAGAGUGGUGAUUCCAAUACUUCUCAUGGAGAUUCCGAUAAUAUGGAUAACACAGUUAUUCAAAGUUUGUCUGGACGAAGAUCAGACUGGGGUGGUGUUGAGGAGAGUGGCCAACAGAUGGAUGAGCAGCAAGCUUCUCUUGCCAGACAGGGAGAACUUGAGAGUUUGAGGAGACAAGAAGAGUUGCUCCAAAUUCUUGUAGAAAAACAGGAUCAGCUGCAACAGUUGCAGGACCGCCAAGAAAGUCUCUUGUCCAUGAAGAAUAAGUGUGAGAAGAAACUGGCCAUGGCACAGGCCAAGGAAAGAGCAAUUACGGACCCUGGUGCAUUUGUAGCAGCUGUGUCUAGUGCUGCUCAUCCGGAGGAAUCUGAAGCCAAAUCUAACAUUGUCGGCUACCCUGAGUCAGAGACAGAGGAAGAACCUAGCAAUGACCUUCUUCCGAAGGAGCUGCUUGAGCUGCGAAGACAUCUAACAGUCCUCAAAAAUGAACUAAAGGCAGAGCCCAGUGACAGUGUUGAAGAUGCUGAACCAUCUAUGGUUGCUGUUGGUGAGCAGAUCCUCGAGGAUAAACUCAGGGACUUGCAAGACAAGAAACAACGAAUGGACAGUUUACUUAGAGAACUGCAGGGAUUACGAUCUCAUAGGCUUGAUCUGCUUCAUGAAUCGGAUAUGACAGAAGGGGCUUCAGAGCAAGUAGCUGUUCCUGAAUCCUUGGCUGAUGGGCCCGACAUUGAUCUCAGUACUGUUUCGACUCAGGGUGCGCAGCAGUUGAGAGAAGCACAGGACAAAUUGGGUAAAUUGCGCGAAGUUCGUGAGAGGCUGAACCAGCUGCGAGAUUUGGUGUCCUAUUACCAGACAGUGAAGGGUGAAGGUGACAUGGGAGCAGGUGGUGAAGGUGCAGAGCAGUCUUCAGCAACAGCAUACAGUGACUAUGGUGCCGACAUGGACCCACAAGCUAUGCUGCAACAACUGCUGCAGCAAGUUGGUCAUGAAAGAGGUGACCGAGGUGGCCGAGCUUUGACAACAGAUGCAGCAGGUGUGUUUGGAGCUGGUCAGACCCUUGUCAACCUGCCUCCAGGACCAGCUCUAGAGGAACACUCAGAUGAAGAGAAUGCAUCCGAUUCAGAGUCAAACAAGGAAUCUCAGUUGUCCAGUCUUGGGCCAUGGGGGGAUGACCCUGAAAUACAGGAAAAAGUUCAGAAGCUACGUGCUGCUAAAGAGAAACUGCGUCAGCUGCAAGAUAUUGUAGCAAUGGUGCAGCAGUCUCCCAGUGGUGCCGCAGAUAUACCAAACACCGUGAUGGAGUUGGCUGCCAGUGAAGAAGGCGAAGUCAUCUCCCAAGUUGCUCAGAUGAACGACCAUAACAUGUCUGUCAGUGAAGGAGAGAUCCCAACACAGGACAAACACUCACAAAGAGAAGAAGCAAGACAACUGUCUACAAUUGAGCAGCAGAGAGAGGAACUGCUGGGUUUGCGUGAGGAGCGAGAGAGACUGAUGGCUGUCCACUCAGCACUUCAGAGUCUCCAGGAGCAGUUCCAGUUGGCGGAAAACGAGGAACCAGAUGCCAAGAGACAGGGUAAAGAUGGUCGAGGAGCAGGUCCAUCAGGCAGUGCACCAAUGGUUACCUUUGCCUCAAAUGAUGAGCUGUACAGCAAAAUGAGAAAACAAAGAAUCCUGCGAGAGGAACUGAGACAAAAGAAAAAGGAGUUGGAGGCAAUUAUGAGGAAGGAUAGGAACAAGAAACAGUACUUCCGCAAUCAGGAUAACCAUAGUGAUACAGUCUCUUACUCAACUGAUGCAUUUGCUGCCAGUGCCAGUGCUGAUGCCACAAUGGCAACAUGGGGUGGUUCAACUGUAGAUAAUCUAGGAAGCAUCACAGAGGAUGAAGAUGGCAAUGACCCAGAGGCUGGACAGGAGGAUGAUGAUGGAUACCCAAGUGAUGGCAUAGUGCAGGUUGAGGAGGAAGAAGAGGAGAAUGACUCUGAUGGAACCUACACUAUUGAAGAUGAUGCCAGACAAAGGAGGUCUGAGAGAUCCCAUCACUCUAAACAGCAGAGUGCUCGUCCGAAGCUGACAAAGGCAUCCGUCAUUGCAGCAGGAGGAGGACAUGGUUGUCCCAGACCAAUGAGGAAACAAGAAGAAUCUGUACGACCAAAACAAGCAACACGAGUGCAGAAGAAAAAGGGCAAACUUGGAAAGAGAGAUGUUCGAGUCAAACAAGAAAAUUACCGGUCAGCUGAGGAGAUUGUUCAGGAGGAGGAGCAGAGUGGUCAGAGUCUGGGGAUGCUGCAACAGCAGCUGGAGCGAACAUCUCAGAUGUGUCAGGCUCUUCUCCUGGACCAACAAUCUGCCAGCCCCUCACAGGGAAUGAUGUCGCCAUCAGGUUUUUCUGUACCUAUGCGUGGAGGGAACCUCAUGCCUGACAUGUUACAACAGCAAAUCCAACAACAGCAGCUGAUGCUGUGCCUGAACCAGUGCUACCAACAGUUGGGAGUACAGCAGGUGGAGAUGCAGAACAUCCAGCAACAACUACAAGGUCUUACCCUCCAGGUGACCGAUUCCUGCCCCCAGUCUAACCAGCCUGUCAACGAUGGACAGGAAAACCAGCGACCAAGCCCGUCACAGACAUCACGACUCACUACACCAAUGACCACUUCAUUUUCAACCAUUCCAAAUAGCACUGCCAGCAUCAAUAUGCAUUCUUCCCGACAGACAACAUUCACCCUCAACCCUCACUUUCCCUCGAACUUCUCCUUCACGCGCCAUCCUGGGGGCAGACAAGCCAACUACUACAAUGAGGAACGGAAAUCACAUAGUCCACAAACUGAUAUGAGGCCCAGUGAUCGCCAGAGUACCAGCAGUGAAACUCACUUCAACAACUUGCGUCCUGUCCCUCCACCGAGGAUUGACUCGUACCUACAGUCAGAGGAUAGAUCCUACUUGAACCAGCAACAGAACAACUAUCUCAGCACUGGACGCAAAGACAAAAACACAGAUGCGUCCAAAGCUCCCAGACUCAACUUACAAGAUAUGCUCAACUCCCGCAAAGUAAAACAACAUGCAACGCAAGGACAGUCCACAGGAGUGUUUGAAACAGUUGACGGUAUGCAUCGCUAUUCUUCACCCAAUCAAACUGCUGGCACUGCUGAUCGUCUAGGGAGCAAGUACCGGCCAGGUUUGAGUGCUGGCAUCAGUGGUGCAGGGUUCCAUGACAACACUAGUCUCUCCAGCAUUUUGUCCACUCGCAUGUCAGAUGCUGGACAAUCAAGGAAUACAAGGGAUGGGGAUGCUGGUGGUGAUCUAUCACUGUUUGAAGCACUGAGGGAAACCAUCUACUCGGAGGUAGCAACCCUUAUCUCCCAGAAUGAGAGCAGACCACACUUCCUUAUCGAGUUAUUCCGCAUCCUACAGGUGCUUAACUCGGACUACCUGCGACAACGUGGCCUCUAUGCUAUACAGGAUCUUGUGUCUAAGACACUUACAGAAGAAAACAGUGACUCUUAUGCUGCGCCACCACCACCAUGGUUGACAGCCACAGCAGGAAAUUGUACACCUUCAGAACUGACUCCCAGCGAAAGUCUUGCCACUUCAGAUGAUGAAGACGUUAAGGCACGACUCCGAGAACGUGUUGCUAUGGUUCAGAGAAGCAAACGUCCUGGCCUAUUGAUGGAAGCCAGUGGUUCACUGAGGAAUGGAACAUUUGACUAUGCAGAGAAAGUUGAAAACACUAGCUCCCUUUCAACACCGUCUACCAGCCUUUGGGAUUCCCCUUUCGCGCAGGAUUCACUCGGCGAUACUGUCAUUCAUUUUGACAAGGCCCUGGAGAAAAUGAGAGAGUAUGAGAAGCUGAAGGCAGAGAGUGAAAGGGCAAGAGGUGUGUUGAGUGACAGUGAAGCUGUGAGAGGACGAGAUGGACGACCAUCACUCACAGACCACUUGCAAGCUAAUGGUGGCACCAUGGACCAAGGCAGUGAGAGCUCAGUGUCAGACAUGCCGGUCAGUUACCCACGGAUUGACACUAACCAGCUGGACCAACAGAUAAAGAGCAUUAUGACUGAGAUCAUGCCAGUGAUUAAAGAGCAUAUGGAUGAUGCCUGCUCCCAACAGUUGCUGGCAUACAUCAAGCGUCUUGUGCUCUCUCUCACAAGGCAGCAUGAUAAUGGACAGGAGUUUGCUCGAUUCUUCCACAGACAGCUGGGAUCCAUACUCCAGGACUCCAUGGCUAAAUUUGAGGGCCGCAGAAUGCGUGAAUGUGGAGAGGAAAUGCUAGUGGAUAUGUCAGAGGUUCUUUUCAAUGAACUGGCUUUCUUCCGGCUCAUGCAAGAUCUGGAUGAACCAACCAUAGCAGACAAGAUCCGAACAAAUGCAUGGUUUCAGUCUGUCUCUGAUAAGUCUGCCUCCAGCAAGAAAAUGGCAAUCCUUGUGGGUGAGGAAUCUGAUGGUAACGAGAGCAGUUCGGAGCCUACAGAUGAUGACCGUAUUCCUUCCACACUCAGGAUGACCAAAACUGAAGAGGAGGAUCUGGGAAAGGACCGGGAUGAUGAGCUGGCUAGUGAGAUGCCAAUACAGGAUGCAGAGGAGAAGGAUGAAGAUCCGGAAUCCCCAUACAAAGCUGCAGGACUGCAGAUAGAGCUGGCUGUUAGUGAGACCAAACCAUUUACCAGAAUUGGAAGUGAUGAAGAUGAGGAUGAAGCAGAUGAGUCGCAAAGUAUGGAGGACCCAUCUGAGACUGCUGUGUCUCGGGAUAACAAACUGGAGCAUUCACAGCCAGUUCACGAGUCAUCAGCUAGUGGAGAAUCCGAGAGUCAGCAGAGAGAAGCAGAAUCAACUCCUGUGAAGGAGAACAAUGCUACUGCUGAAGAGGAGAAGGAGGCUGACACACAACAACAGCCAGAGACAUCAGAGGCAGAUGGCACAGUAACAGGGGGGACAACUCCAGUAAAGAUAGAUGCAUUACAAGAGGAGGUCAGCCAGCAGGCUGAAGGUCAUGUCAAUGGUGAAGUGCACAUUAAUGGAGAUGUAUACAUUGAGGACAUCUGUCUGGAGGACCUUCCUGUCACACUCACAGUUGGCAGUCCAGCUGACCUUGAAGAGAGGUUAGAAGAAGAGCAGAAGCUUACUACUGGUGCUGCAGGUAUUCUAACAACGAUGGAGACUUCCGCAGAGCUGGUUGGAGACGGAAGCGCCCUAAAAGAACCAGAGAGUGAAGCAUAACAACAUCAUUCUACUGAUGGAAGACUUCAACAUCAGCAGUCAACACAUUUUCACGUUCACCACUUACUGAUUAGACAAUACUGUUGUUGUUACUGUUGUGACUAUCAGCAUAUGCUGACAACCAUGUUUACUACUACAUUCACAUCCAAGCCAAACUGAAGCAUUACUGAGUUGCCUGUCCAUUGAUACUGGCCUCAGUUUCACACAGGCCGUAGUAACACAGCCUCACUGUGAUCUAACUCACCAACUGCUGAUGAGAUGUAGGUUGCAUUGUUAUUCCAUCCAUCAUUGUUGUUUUCUUGUUGAUAUAGAUGAUGUUUCAUAGCUUUAUAUUUUCAGGAUUAUGUAAUUUAUUUUAUGCCAAUUAACAAGUUAUAUAUUUUGCCAGUUAGUAAUUGUAUGCUGAAAAACAGCUUUAAAACAUACCUUUAUCAUGAUUAUCAUGCUAUAGAAGUCACCACCACAUAACACAUUGGAAAAUCAAAGUCAGGACAGUUAGUAAAUCAAACAAUGAAUAGCUGUGUUAUCUUUUCAAACUGCUACCUACAGUAAAGCAUUUAAAUUAACAGGUUGACCAGUGUAAGUAUUUAGUGUGUGCUCCCAACCCACCUUGACACAGCCACCAAACACAAUGAUAGAUCAUGCACUUGUCUCUGAUAUUGCAGUGUGCUGUGUAAACCACUUCAGGGUUUCAUCUCUAUCAUUCAUACCAUGUCCAUGUUUCCAGCCCUACCAGGUACAGUGGUAGUUCAUCCCUAUCUUGUACCAAUGCUAUAUACAGUCGGCUUCUCAUUAUCUCAAAGUUUUUGAAAUACUAGGGUUUUUUCUGUGCCAUUUUUUGGUUGACUUAUAAUCAAGAAUGCAAAAAACCUGAAACAUUUACUAGCUCUGGUGACAUAUAGCAACACCUGCUAUUAAUCCUGAAAUUCUACUGGUUGUUAUACCUUUAACAGGAGACAAAUGACACCUCUAGUGGGCUAGUGCCAAAUUCAAAACCUGGUAAUCCUUUGUGAGUGAGUAAGUUCAAAGUUAAUGUUGCAUCAGCAAUAUUCAGCCAAUAUUGUCACAAUGAAAAAAACUAAUCCUAUGAACAUUACAUGACAUUACAGAUAAUUUCAAAAUUUACUGAAAGGUUUGAACAUUAAAUAAGAAAUACAUGGUUUUUUUCAUCACGCCUGUUCCUCUGCUAUGCAAGAUCCUAUUCUCUGUUUGUAAAUUGAUCUGUAACUUUAGAGAUAAUGAGAGACGACUGUAAAUCCAAACCUAUCCACAUGAACAUUAUCGUUCCUAAUGUAAAAUUGAUUUAUUUCAAAACUAUCAGAUAUUGAUUAAUGAUUACCAAUAAUCCUCUCUCCUGGCUUGUCCCCAUACAUUUGUCACUGGAGUGAGAUGUUAUUUGUACACAUGCUAUUAUCAGGCAGUGAGGUAAAUAUGAAAGUGUAAUGGUUGAAGACAGGUGUCAAGUACCAACUGAAGUAACACAUAUUUUGCAGAUGAAAUGAAAUAACAAAUUGUGACUAUACAAAGCUUUGCUUGUCAAUUAUUGAAUUGCAGCUGGUUUGAAAGGAUGCAAGACCCGUUGAAUGGGAGAUGAAAGGUACCAUCAGUUAAUGACAUUGACACUGUAAGCCGAUGAACCAUAACUUUCCUUGUAUAUUUUGAUCCCAUCUAACUAUUGUCCUAGUGCUAUGGUACAUAAACCUGCAUGUUGUCUUUGAAAUCUCCAGCAUUAAAAUGUAAGAAUGUCAGCUGAUGAGAAGUGACAUGAAGUGGACCAAACUGGACCAAACUGAGGAAGUGUCUGUGAUUUCUGCCUGUGAUUGUGAGGACAGGGAGUUCCCCAAGGGAAGCUCUCUGUCGUUGAGCAUAAGUGUAUAGUGACUGAGAAGAGGGCUGAUGAGAGAUGUAGGCAGCAGGCCACAAAGACUGCCCAUGCUGUAACUGUGAUGUGCUUUGCCACUGUUUUAUCAAUAAACUGAUAUAGCAUCA
This is a messenger RNA of Haliotis rufescens (red abalone), 8413 nucleotides long. Its product is annotated as pericentriolar material 1 protein-like. The record is from RefSeq and is a predicted model, not a curated record. Gene Ontology annotation, biological process: protein localization to centrosome; centrosome cycle; intraciliary transport involved in cilium assembly. Bases 200 to 6424 code for a protein of 2074 amino acids. The transcript is spliced from 38 exons. Lineage: Eukaryota; Metazoa; Mollusca; Gastropoda; Lepetellida; Haliotidae. Gene Ontology annotation, cellular component: centriolar satellite; ciliary basal body; centriole.